AACUAAUAUUCUAACAAUUUUAAGUUUGAACAGAAUAAUCAUGGAAAAUCUUUCUUGGUGACCAAAUAUAUAAUAUUUAUUUACAUAUAUAUAUAUAUACAUGGAUUCGAUCAAUAUUGCUUUGUUCAUUGACGUUCUUUUUUUUUUGAGUUGGAUUGAAUUUCUGUCCAACUAAACAGAGGAAACAUGAGCUCUGCUAUAUUUCAGGACACCUACAAUAGAGAUCCCUUUUAUGACUCGCAGCAAAAGGUUGAAGAUGAUUUCAGUUCUACAAUGAGAUGGGCAGUUGUUGGCUCUGUAGUUUCUGGCCUUGUGAUGACCAUUGCGAUCGUAGCCAUCGUAUACGCCAUCAUCGACUGCUUGAAAAAGGCAGGAACUGCUAUUCCAUCUUAUGCCAGAAUUGCCACCAGGGACAGUGAUAUUACUGAAGAAAAAGCAUCAAACCCAGUAAAUUUCUCUUCCAACAACGAAGUGAAAAUAGGCAUAACACCAGAUUUCCCAGUAAUUUCUGAGUCACAGGUUGAGUUUGCAACGAUGGAGAGGUUUCUUAGCAACAUGGCAAGAGAGAAACCUGUAAGGUUCUCACCAGACCAGCUCUCGGCAUUCACGGAUAAUUACUCUACAAUUUUGGGAUCCGGUGGUUUUGGUGUAGUAUUCAAAGGGCUAUUCCCAAAUGGAGUCCAGGUGGCUGUCAAGGUUCUAACCAGCAAUUGGGAUAAGAGAGUGGAAGAGCAAUUCAUGGCAGAAGUUGGUACCUUGGGAAGAACUUACCAUAUAAACCUUGUUAGACUCUAUGGCUUCUGCUUCGAUCCCAGUAUGAGAGCUCUUGUUUACGAAUAUAUGGAAAAUGGGUCUCUGGACAGGUUGUUGUUUGGUGAGAAUAAUCGUGAUAUAGAGUGGGAUAUGCUUCACAGAAUUGCUGUCCAAACCGCAAAAGGAUUAGCUUAUUUGCAUGAGGAAUGUGAGAGAAGAAUCAUUCACUAUGAUAUUAAACCCGGGAAUGUACUUCUUGAUAAGAAUCUCGAUCCAAAAGUUGCAGAUUUUGGACUGGCAAAGCUUUUUAGUAGAGAAAGCAGUCAGAAUAGCCUCAUGGCAGAUGGAAGAGGCACUCCUGGAUAUGCUGCACCAGAGAUGUGGAAGCCUUACCCUGUUACUCACAAGUGUGACGUUUACAGUUUCGGUAUGCUUCUCUUCGAGGUCGUGGGAAGGAGAAGAAAUUUCGAUGACAGCUUAAGUGAAUCACGAACAUGGCUUCCCAGAUGGACUUGGGAGAUGUAUGAGAAUAACGAACUACCGGUGAUGCUUUCCCUUUGUGGGAUAACAGAGAAGGACAGAGACAAAGCAGAGAAGAUGGCAAUGGUGGCUCUGUUGUGCAUUCAGUAUUUGCCAGAAGCAAGACCUCUCAUGAGCAAUGUGGUGCAGAUGUUGGAGGGCAGCAAGGAAAUCACUCCACCAUCAUUUCCUUUUCAGCAGCAUUCUCCGAUACCAAAUAUAACCGGAGGUAGUGAAACCAAUUCCGAAUGGAAUACUUCGUCCGGCACAACAAUUUCCAAACAAAUUCAGUCCAACAGGGGAUCUCAAGCAAUAUGUGAAAUUGAGUUGGCUGGUUUGUAGAUUGAAGAGAGACUUGUAAGGGAAUAUGAUUAAUUUUAUUGUACUUCUUGGUUCUAAUACCUCAAUGAAUGAUUCCAUGUAUUUUUUGACAAUGGAAGGUUUAUGCAAAUUGCUUGGAGAUCUUCCUUUAGAUCAAGAUGUCAAGAAUCCAAUAUUGUUCUGUCAUUUGAGAAGAACAACAACUUCAAGAGUUGACAUAUUAUAGUUUUUAUCUUUCUUUAGUUCACAGAAUGAAUGUGGAAGAUGAAGAAUGAAGUUUAAAGAGACUCUCAAGCGAGGUCAGACCCUGAGGGCUAUAGAAAACGCUGUUUACUAAAUCAUCUAAGUUUCAAGAAAAUAGUUGAGAGUUGGGACAGCUAUUACUUGGACUGCCAGAAAUGAGACAUAUUCUUUCCUUUUAACACAGAAGUUUCUGUCUCACAAUGCAAACGAAAUAUCAUUCAUCAUAUAAUUCAGCAGCUUAUACAAACUACAUUAACAUAGAUCAAGCUUAAAGCAAGUUCUUUUCUGUUCUAAUAAGAAAAAUGUGAACAAUCAACCGUGGUUAAUUCAGAUUUUUUCAGCAGUGACUAAGCUAUUGUGCUGAAAUCAUGCUGUUUAAGAUAAAAUGGAGAUUUUGCAGAAGGAACCACUAAACAAAAAGCCAUUAGAAAAAAAUGAUGCUUAAACUUAAAGUGGUCUUAAACCCAAAUUAUCAGCUCUAAAAAAUCUCCAAUAUCCUAUCCAACAAAUCUCAAGAUGAUGGAAUUCAGACUUCAUAUUAUUUCAUGAGCAAUUGAUUUAGAGAAAAAGAAAAACAAAACUAAACCGAAAAACAAAAACAAAAACAAAGAAAAAAAAAAAAAAAAAACAGAA
Messenger RNA from Ziziphus jujuba (common jujube), 2469 nucleotides. RefSeq names its product LEAF RUST 10 DISEASE-RESISTANCE LOCUS RECEPTOR-LIKE PROTEIN KINASE-like 2.2. Gene Ontology annotation, molecular function: ATP binding; protein kinase activity. The transcript is spliced from 2 exons. Bases 187 to 1614 code for a protein of 475 amino acids. The record is from RefSeq and is a predicted model, not a curated record. Gene Ontology annotation, biological process: protein phosphorylation. Lineage: Eukaryota; Viridiplantae; Streptophyta; Magnoliopsida; Rosales; Rhamnaceae.